Molecule: messenger RNA, 8947 nt
Organism: Cyprinodon tularosa
Lineage: Eukaryota; Metazoa; Chordata; Actinopteri; Cyprinodontiformes; Cyprinodontidae
Gene: pcdh7a
Product: protocadherin 7a
Exons: 6
Coding region: 898-4998 (1366 amino acids)
Biological process (GO): homophilic cell-cell adhesion
Cellular component (GO): plasma membrane
Molecular function (GO): calcium ion binding
Source: RefSeq, a predicted model, not a curated record
GGAAAAUGUUGCAGUAGCGCUAAGAGAGAGAGAGAGAAAGAGACUGCAGCAUUGAAGGGGAGGCAACAGCAGCAGCAGCAGUCCCGAGCAUCGCAGGUGAGAGGGAGGGGGAAAGAGCUGGAGGAGGAGGAGUGAGAGAAUGCGGGACUCUUAGAAAGCCGCAUCUCCUCUCGGUCCACCGCCGCUGCAAGCUUGCAUCCAUCAACCCCUCCAUCCAGAGGACGGAUUAUUCCCAAACUGAUAUAUAUUGGGGGAGGCGGUCAACUCCAAAAAAAGGGGGAGACACAAGUUGUUUUUUUCCUUUUAUUUCUGCGAGGAGAAAAGCUUUGAAGAAAGUCGCUCUCUUCUCCUAACUUGCGUAAAGGAAUCUGAGCGCUUGGCACGUUGCUCCACUGCGGGAAACGCGCCUGGAUUAGAAGUGGUGCUGCAUUGCAGUUUCUAAGUGAAAAGCCUCUGUCCCGAAUGUGACCGGAAUCAAAAUAACUUCCCAACGGGUGUUAUGAAUUGAUAAGAGCCUCUUCAGGAUAGCUCUACGGUUUAAAGAGGGAAGCGGAUUUAAUCAAAGGUUGAAGAACAGCAAAGUAAGGAUGGAUUUUUUUUUACACCCUUAAAGAUGGGAGUAAGACUGCAGAAAUAAUUUCAUAGAAGUUGAAAACCCACCACUGAGUGUAGGAGGAGAGUUGGGGAAAAAAGAGAAGAAAGAAAGGAUCUCCUGAAGUGAACUACACUAAAGCUUUUUUUUUUCCCGGACUCCAGUCCGCAGAGAGCGAUAGAGAAGGUAAGAAAGGAUAAAUCAGACACCCACGCUGUGAAGCUGCACCAGACCGCAAAACACCAAUAAACUAAGAGAGGAGCCCACCGCUGGGGGAGUGAGGAGGAAGAAAGCAAGAAGGAGCCAUGCCGCGGCUUGGUGCAGUGCACUUAGUGGUGUUGCUGCUGCAGCUGCUGACUCAGCUACCGGCUGCAGACUCAGCUCUCCGGUACCGGGUGGCGGAGGAGGGCCCGCCGGAUGUCAGAAUCGGCAGCGUGGCCACCGAUCUGGGCCUCACAGCGGGCACCGGCAGCGGGGAUGUCACCUUCGCCCUGGAGAGCGGCUCUGAGUACUUCAAGAUUGACAACGUGACAGGUGAGCUGACCACAGGCCCGCGACGCAUAGACCGAGAGAAGCUCCCACAGUGUCAGAUGAUCUUUGACGAGAAUGACUGCUUCUUGGACUUUGAGGUGUCAGUGAUCGGGCCUCUGCAGAGCUGGGUAGAUCUGUUUGAAGGCAGAGUUGUCAUCACAGACAUCAAUGACAACACGCCUUCCUUCCCCUCACCUGUCCUGCAGCUCUCUGUGGAGGAAAACCGCCCCAUUGGCACUCUGUACCUGCUCCCAACUGCCACUGACAGGGAUUUUGGGCGGAAUGGCAUUGAUCGCUACGAGCUUAUCCAAGAUAAUGGAGCUGGGUCAAGUUCAACAAGGCGCACAGUAGGAGGAAACCCCAUUACUAGAGUGGAUGGACUUGACCGCAGGGGCAGAAGUGGUGAUAGUGGAGGAGGAGCUAGGAGCACUGUGUUUGAGCUGCAAGUAGCGGACAUACCAGAUGGUGAGAAGCAGCCUCAGCUCAUCGUGAAGGGCACACUGGAUCGAGAGCAGAAGGACUCAUAUGAGCUGAUCCUCAAAGUUCGAGAUGGAGGAAACCCACCUCGUUCCUCUCAGGCUCUGCUCCGGGUUUCUAUCACUGAUGUGAAUGACAACAGCCCACAGUUUGAGAGGUCCACAUAUGAAGCUGAGAUGACUGAAAAUGCUCCUCCUGGUACACCUGUUCUCCAGGUCAGAGCUUCUGAUCGAGACAUCGGAGUGAAUGGGCAGGUGGAGUACGUUUUUGGAGCUGCCACUGAGAAUGUCAGGCGACUUCUGCGCCUGGAUGAGGCCACUGGUUGGCUGAGUGUUCUUCACAGGAUUGACAGGGAGGAGGUGGCGCAGCUGAAGUUCACAGUGAUGGCCAGGGACCGGGGUCAGCCUCCCCGGACUGACCGCACCACAGUGGUUUUGGCUGUGCGGGAUGAAAACGACAAUGUUCCAGUUGUAGAGAUCAGAAAGAUCGGGCGGAUUCUGGUCCGGGAUGGGGCGGCACUGGUGCCAGAGAAUGUUCUGGUGGACACACCUGUAGCUCUCGUUCAGGUGUCUGACCGGGACCAGGGGGAGAAUGGGGCGGUGACCUGCACGGUCGUAGGAGAUGUCCCAUUUACUCUGAAGCCAGCCGGCGAAACGCUCCUCCCACCCCCACCUGCAGAUGAAGCCUUUGACAGAAACAAGAAGAAGUAUUUCUUACAUACGUCAGCCUUGCUGGAUUAUGAGGCCACAAAAGAGUACAGUGUAACCAUUGUUGCAGUAGAUUCUGGCAGUCCCAGUCUAUCCAGUAACAGCUCAUUGAUGGUGCGGGUGGUAGACAUCAACGAUCAUGCCCCAAUCUUUGCCCAGAGCAAUGUGGAGGUCCACUUUGCUGAAAAUAAUGGACCUGGUGAAAGGGUGGUCACUGUUGUAGCUACAGAUGCAGACAGUGGAAAAAAUGCUGAAAUUGCAUAUUCCUUGGAUCCUGGGUCUAACGGACCCUUUUACAUAGAUGCAGAUAAUGGUGAUAUCAGAGCUACAGGGACCCUGGACCGGGAACAACAAGAAAGGUAUGAGUUGAGAGUAAUUGCCAAGGACAAAGGAACACCUUCUUUGCAAGGCUCUGCAACUGUUCUUGUACAGGUAACUGAUCGCAAUGACAAUGCACCAAAGUUUGUUCAAGAGAUCUUCACAUUCUAUGUGAAGGAGAACCUACUUGCCAACAGUCCUGUCGGCAUGGUAACAGUCACUGAUGCUGACGAAGGUGAAAAUGCUGAGCUUAGCCUCUUUGUUGAGGUAGAUGGGGUUGGGGCAGACACAAAGACAGGGGAAAAAGUGGAAGGAGAAGAUGGCGGAAACGAGCAAGAAGAGCUAUUCUCCAUUGAGAACAACACCGGAACAAUCUUUUCAGCUGCAUCCUUUGACCGUGAAAAGCUUUCCACCUACACCUUCCGCGUUAGGGCCGUGGAUGGAGGGGAGCCACGCAAAACUGCCACCGCCACUGUCUCGCUAUUUGUGACCGAUGAAAACGACAAUGCACCUUCAAUAACCUCUCCUGCCAAUGAAUCCUACACGCUCCUACCACCUGCCAGCAGUGCCCGCACCAUUGUCAGGACUGUAACAGCCAUAGACUCAGACACUGGCCCAAAUGCAGAACUCCACUAUGCAUUGGUGGGAGGAAAUCCCUUUAGACUUUUUGAAAUUGGCCAAACUAAUGGAGUAAUCACCCUGGCAGAACCUUUGGAGCGACGCCACAGAGGUUUGCAUCGCCUUGUUGUACGAGUCAACGACAGUGGAAUCCCCUCCCUUUGUGCGACGGCACUGGUUCACGUCUUCAUCAAUGAGAGUUUGGCAAAUGCCACCCUAGUGGAUGCACAGGUUGCCCGCAGCCUGAUGGCCCCUCUGUCUCUAGACAUUGCAGGGGACCCAGACAGUGAACGUGCAUUUGGAAAGCAGCGCCUCAGUGUUGCGAUUGGCAUCCUCGCGGGAGCUGCAGCAGUCAUCCUGGUGAUUCUCCUUGUGGUAACUGCCAGGCAGUGUGGCGCUCAGGGUAAGAACGGCUAUGAGGCUGGUAAAAAAGAGCCAGAGGAAGACUUCUUCAGUCCUUCUGGGGCUCAACCACAAGCCAGCAGAGGCAGUGGUUCCGACCGUGGUCGGAAGCCGCGAAGAGACAAGCGUGGCGGAGGCAGUGGCAGUACAGUCGGAGGUGUAGGGAAGUCAGACAGGUCUCUAUACAGUGGCAUCGUCACCGUCAAUGGCUUGCGUCGCCACGUCAAUGAUGAUGAUGACGAGGAACUAAGCAGUGCCAGUGAGCGCCUAGCAGCUCGCUACUGUGCUAUGGAAGGGGACCCUGGUAGCCCAAGAAUGGGCGGCGGCAGAAGACACCAGUCAAGCCCAGAUCUGGCCAGACACUACAAAUCUAGUUCACCUCUCCCUGCAGUGAAUCUCCAGCCUCAUUCACCCCCAGCCGAGGGAAAGAAGCACCAGGCGGUCCAGGAGCUUCCUCCCUCAAACACCUUUGUGGGCAGUGGUGGAUGCGUGGGGAGUGCCGGCUCCAGUAGCAGCAGCACAGGAGGUAGUGGCAACGCAGACGCCAUGUCCCUGGGAUCAGACCAGUGCUCAGAUUACAGCUGCCAGGCUGCGAACAAGUACAGCAAACAGGGGACCCUUCGCCGUGUGACCUUCUCGGUUGUGAGCCAACCUCAGGAUGGUGGUUGCUAUGACAGUGGCCUAGAAGACUCUGAGACACCAAGCAGCAAGAGUUCGUCGGGGCCACGGCUGGGAGCCCUUCCGCUUCCUGAGGAAGGUUACGAGCGCACAACCCCAGAGGGAAGCGUAGGGGAGGAGGACCAUGUAGAGAAUGAUGCGAGACAGCUUCCAGAUGUAGCACUAACUGGAAAGUGCACCAGGGAGUGUGAUGAAUUUGGGCACUCUGACACAUGCUGGAUGCCCGUCCGCCCUUCACCACGGCAACGGCAGCGGCACGGCAGCGACCCUCCACGCCUUUCAACCUUCGCCCCAGGUGACGACAACAACAAUCUCCGUGGCAAUGACCGUGAAAGCGACAGCGAAAGCGCCGGCAGUGCAGGGAGCUCAGAGGCUGGAGUCAUGGUGGGAGGAGAAGGUCAGAGGUUACCUAUGGUCAAUGGGGAUCCCCUUGGCACCUUGGGACGUGGCGACCGCAACAGGAACAUGGGCGACCACAACCGAAAUCUUCUGAAUCGUAAAAUGACUUCCGCAUCCUACGACACAUUCAGCGGGGCGGGGCUUGGGAGGCGCCAGCCCGAGGAGGAGGGAGGAGAGGGCCAGAACCCACCUGAGGUCAUACCACUGGCGCGGACUGGAGGGGACUACAAGACAACCUCCUGCCUUACUUUAUCUCGUCGGGAGGUCUACCUGUAACAGCCUGUAGAUGGAUCAAUCCCAAUCAAACUACAUUUGCUUGUUGAAAAGAGAGGUUCCAAACUGCUCUGACAUGUGAUCAGUGUGGUUGGUAUUUUCAGCCUAUGAAGAUGUGAAAAGGUCUCAUGAAUACUUUUAAAAGCUUAUAUUAAACUUUAACAUUUAGACUCGGACUAACAAUUAUCAGCACUUAAACUUGAGCGGGUCAUUUAUGAACUCUCGUACUAGGUACUCUUUCUAAAAAAAACUUUUUUAUAACUGCUGAAAGCUACCUACUGUAAAAGGCAAUGACUGUGUGUCUGCGUGGAGCAAAAGAAUAUUUUCUUCAUUUUCUUUUUUUUUUUACUAAAUCCAAUGCAUGUCUGACCCUUUGACCUUUGAGGUUUUAAUGUAAAGAAACUGUGUGAACUCUGAUGCUCUAAAUGGCUACGGGCAUCUAAACAAACUGAAGCUUUAUCAGGCCAAACCUGGAUUCAAAUGGUGGGAUAAAGCUGAAAGACAGCUGAAGUUUUCUCCUGGGGAUAAAAAAAAAUGACAAGAAGAAAAUUAUGUUUUCUUCAAAUGAAUGAUCUGAUUCAAAGUGGUCAAACUUUCCUAUGCUUACGGUGCCUUGCAAAAAUGUUCAUACCCCUAAAUCUCUACCACAUUUUGUUACAACACCAUACUUAAAUGUGAUUUAUUGUAAUUUCACUACUAAAUCACUACAAAUCAGAUGCAACGUAAUAUAACAAAUAAUAUACCAUUUCUAGAAUAACAACAUAUCCAACAUUUCCGUUCUACUUCAAAACUUAAAACUGCAUAUUUUUGAAAACACUAUCAUAGACGCAUUACAUUAUUGGGUGCCUUUUUCAGCAGGGAUAUGGAAGAUGAUGGAAGUUGAUGAAAAAAAUGGAUGGAGCUUAAGGAGUGAAAUUAAAGAGGAAGACCUGUUAGCUUCACCACAAACCUAAACAUUUAAGCAGAGCUAUAAUGGAACGGUUUCAGUUAAAGCAUGUGUUAGAUUGGUACACAGGCUCCUAUGCAAUCUUGGAAAGUCUUCAGAAAUCCAGAAUUUGUUUAUGUAUUUUUCCAUGUCUGGAUAAAAUCAGCUUUGAGGAAGUAGCCUGUGGGUGUUGGGCUUUAUAGUAAACAGAUUAGUUAAUAAACUGAAAAAUAGCAGUGUCUCUCUUAUAAAUUCUUUUCAUAAUUUUAUUUAGGGAAAUCAGAAUAAAUGUGACUGAAUAAAAAGGCAACAGUUUUCAGAUUAUUACAUGUUAACACUUUGGUAAACCUUGUAAUUUCCUGCUGCUGCUUAGCAAUUGUUAACUACUUGUGUUGGUUUGUCACAAAAAAAUAAUCAAUAAUCUAUUCCGGUUUUAACUUGACAAAAGGUGAAAAAAUCCCACAUGUAUGAAUUCUUUUGCAAGGCACUGUAUUUUAAUGUAUCAUAACCGAGGUGUUUGAUAUUAACCAGCUCCCUGAGCUUCUUAUAGUGUAAACAAAGAAUCAAGGAAGUUAUUACAAAACAAAAACCAGAACAAGACUUUUUUUAUACAUCGAUGAAAUGUAACUACUCACAAGAUUUUCAUGGAGUGUUGCUGGUAGCAGAGUAUUCUGCUGCAAAUGCAAAUGUAUGUUUGUAUGAUUUUUUUCUUCAUACCCAGUCUGUAUGUAUAUAUCGUACGUCUGCAUUGAGCAAAGUGCAGUGCUUUUAGGCUGCUGCUCUCAGUAGUUUCAGAGUAAACAGAGGUCCCAACUUCAUUAUGCAUCUACACAUACACACACAUAUUUAUAUAUAUAUAUAUACAUAUAUACACAUGCAAGCAUGACGUUGCAAACACAUAGUGUACACACAUUAGCAUGCACCCUCCAGCUCAUGCAGAGCAUUUGUAGAGUUCGUAUAAGGCGAGUUUUAAGUCAAAGACAGUAAUAACUUACAUUCACUUUCAUGCAGUAAAAUCAUGCAAAAGAGACAAACAUCACAGAUCAAGCACAUCCGGAAGAAAGAAACUGAGAUUUUAUUAAAUGCUCAGUUAGUAUGUUUGUGCUUUUUUCAUGUCUUUUUUUUCUUAUGCAUUGCCUCAUCAAACUAGCUGUAGUGUUUUGCCUGUUCCUCUCCAGCCAGUAUUUAAACAUGAAAAGUAUUUAAAUAAUUACCCAUCUCUCUCUCUCUUUUUCUCUCUCUCUCUCUCUGACUGAUGUGAAAGGCAACAUUAAAGAGAAUUUCAGCGGCAUCUACUCUUAAAGAAAUGAUAGAAACUGUCAGAGUUAGAGAUAAUCUGCAUAGUGUAAGUGGGACUCAUGUAAAAGAUCCACCUCUCUGUAAUUUCUAUAAGGAAUAUAAAGGAAAGAAAAAGAAACUGCAUGACACAAGAUGCAAAUGUCUUUUUUUCUCUUUUUUAACAAAAAAAAGCUUGUGCUUUUUGGACAGUACCACCGUUUGAAUACAUCUCUAUUAAAUGGUUAUGCAUCUGGAAGGGGGUGGAGAUAAUAAUGGCAGACACUGGGAGUUAUCUGCAUCAGGGUGGAUGCGUUUGGGCCUUUUCUCGCAGAGUUGUAAGGAAACAUGCCAGAAGUGGAACGAGUGCGUUCGGUGGGAGAUCGGUGUUCUGACCUAAACACGCCCAUACUGCUGUGCCAAUAACAGACUCUUUAAUGUCCCAUCUUACCCAUCAGCUACUGCAGCAGCAUCACUGACACACUCGGCUGCGUUGUGCAGAGGAGUGGGUGUGGAUCGAGGCCAACGCGUCUUAAUUUCCAUCAUCGGAGUGUGCGUGUGUGUGGCUCCAUGGUGUGAUAUGGAUAAUAGGGUUAGGUCGUCCCUGUGGUCUUAAUGAGUUUCCUUUCUCCUCUCCUCUGCUCCCUUGAUCUGCACUGAUCUCAUUAAUGUCUGGAUAGGCAAAUGUAACCGGUGGAAACUGCCAGUAAGCCUUUCUCCUAUUUUAUCUGGUUGUUUAGAUUUAGACUAGACAAAGAGGAAAGAUGACUCAGGUGUGCUAAGACAUAUUCCAUUUUUAAGGAGGUAGCUGCAAUGUGUUUUUCUUAGAUUUAUUGUAAAACAAGUUCAUCAAACUUUACUGUUAUCUGCUAAAUCUCAAACGAUGAGCCCACUCAUGCAUAUAUUCCUCAGUCUCCAUUACUUUCAACACCCCUGACAUCUAGCAUGGCUGUUUUACAGAGCUCUGUUCUUGACGGACUGCACUGAGGAUGUACCAAAAACUGUGAACGCUUGAAGACUCAUUGAAAAGCAGACUCCUGAAAAAGGUCAUUAGAAAAAUGGCCCCCUGCUGGAAAGAAAAAAACCUUGGGAUACCUUUUGGGAAAUAUACAGGAGACUUGUCUUAGAAGCGCUUUUUUCAUCAGACUGCUAUCUUAUGGCAGUUAAAAAAAAUGGCACCUUUCGAACCCCUUCCUAUCUGGAUUUCAGAGGACUUGCUGUACAUUGAACUGUGUGGGUGUGUUCAUUUUCUUUUUAUACUGCACGUUUAAAUCUGAAUAUGUUUUAGACUACUGAAUAACGAAGAGGAGAAACUGGGCGGACUGGGAUCUGUCAUCCACAGAGACAUUUUUAAAAACUCAAGCCUUUUCUUCUCUUGCUGUUUUAUUCUUGCCUUGUACAUAGAAAAUCUACACUGUAGAAAGACUCCUGGAAACCCCUAAGAGAAGAUGGCAUGCUUAAGGUUCAAAUCUGCACUCAAGAAAAAGAAAAUAAAUCAGAUGAAAAUCUGGUUUGAUUUUCUUUUUCAUUAUUUUCUCAUCUUAAGGGUCUGUCUUUUAUGUUGUUGUUUUUUUUUUUGUUGUUGCUUUUUUUGACUGUUUCCUUCCUGUAAUUACAUAAUGAACUAAUUGCAUUUGCUAUGUUGAUUAAGAUGAAGAGGAGGAGGAGCAAAUGAAUGGUUUGGUAAUGAAGAUGAACCAUGUACAAGUUUGACUUUCGCAUUAAAACCUUCAAACACACAGUUGCCUUUCA